Poecilia reticulata (guppy) is the source of this 3198-nucleotide messenger RNA. It is a transcript of the gene fam117ba, whose product is annotated as family with sequence similarity 117 member Ba. NCBI's taxonomy places the organism in Eukaryota, Metazoa, Chordata, Actinopteri, Cyprinodontiformes, Poeciliidae. The record is from RefSeq and is a predicted model, not a curated record.
CCAUCUGCGCCUCCCUGCAGUUCUCCGCCGGCGUCGGCCUCCGCAACCUCUGAACUCGUCCGCUCCACCUUCCUCCUCUCCGUCUCCCGCCAUUGCAUCCAGCUGUGGCCCUCACAGGGCGCGCUCGCUGGCUCUCACCUGACAGGUCCCUGGCCUCAGGACGACAGCCAGCAACAACACGUUCCCUAUAUGAGGGACAAAGCGACGCAGACCCCCAGGGCCUGGGCAGAUGAGAGGAGGAGGGGCUCUCACAAACGCUCGGCCUCCUGUGGGAGCACCGACCAACUCAAGGAGAUUGCCAAAUUGCGUCAGCAGCUUCAGCGCAGCAAGCGGAGCAGCCGCCAUCGGAGGGACAAGGACCGCAAAUCCCCGUUCAAUGGCAGCCAUGCCAUCAUUCAGUCACAGUCGCCUAUGCCCAAGACCAUCCUCAUACCAAUUCCUAUAUCCAAAUCCUCGGCUCCUCGCUUCCGCAACAGCGUGGAGGGCCUGAACCAGGAAAUCGAGCGCAUCAUCAUCCGAGACACCCCCGAGAAGGAUGAGACCAUUGUUCCGCAGGAUGUCCCCGAUGGCCACCGCGCGCCCCCACCAGUUCCCCCUCAGCGCAGUAGCAGCACCCGCAGCAUCGACACGCAGACUCCAUCGGGGGGUGGCCUUAGCGGCAACCACAGCAACUGCAGCAGCCGUCCGGACUCCAUCUCCCCCUCCUACCUCAGCGUCCUCAACGAUACGGCUGGAGGCAGUCCCUACGAUGAGAAAGAGCUAAGUYCGUGCUCCCCACUGCCCAAGUACGCCGCCUCUCCCAGACCCAACAACAGUUACAUGUUCAAGAGAGAACCACCAGAGGGUUGUGAGAAGGUCAGAGUAUCUGAAGAAUCCAUGCCCAAACCUCUGGAGGAGAUCCCUCCCUUCCUGUGUCCCGACCGCAACAAGGUCAACUUCAUCCCCAACAGCGGUUCUGCCUUCUGCCUCGUCAGCAUCCUCAAGCCCCUGCUUCCCACCCCGGACCUCAACUUUCGCCCGGGGGUGGGCCUCCGGAGCCUGUCCCCGUCCCUGGUGCCUCUGUCCACCCAGCCCUGUCUCCUGGAGGAGCCUGAGAGCUUUUGACUGCCCCGUUGGCCUCCAAGUCAACAACCCUCUUUCCCCUUCCUAUCAGCUGAAUCAGAAAACACUACGGAAUCAACCGUUUUGCUCCUAAAACAAAACAAAAAAAAUGCCUUUAGCAUGCCAGCUAAGCUCUCUGAUGUCCUUCUUUUGUUAAAAAGCUCUUCCCACUGCCUCCUCCUCUGACGUGAGACUCCUGCCUUCCAGAGCAGGCGUUUGUAGCUCACAUUUCACCGCUUUCUUCUACCUUCAGCACUGGUUCUGUUCCUGUUCUUCUAGGAGGAAACGGGGAGAAAAAAAGACAAACAUUUCUUUUGAUUUCAUCGUAUUAUACCAUGGCGCCUUUCCACAGACAUAUCUCUUUUUCUAUCUACGGUUGUUUGUCUUGAUAUAAAUUAUGCCUUCCAUUAUGACAAAAAAAAAAGGCCGCUGGUUUUCUUGGAGACCGCCAGAUCGACCACAGAGGUUAACUUUGGUGCUGCCAGAUGAAUCGUAGCAUACCUUGAAGGGAUGUGAGAAGUUCAAAAAUGUGCCUGAUGUUUUAGACCGCAGUUUCCCUGAACCAUCAUAAUGCUGUGAGCGUAAUUAUGGUCAUUGCACUAUGAAGGCCAUAGAUACAAGCAGCAAAGCAGAUAAAGUACAAACAGCGUAUCCUUAAAAUACUUACAGACCAAAUCCUGGGAUCUGUUUGCUACUUUUUUAAUCAGCCGUUUGCUGGGUAUCUAUGGGAAACACAGGCCAGGGCUAUGAUGUUCGACACGUGUUCAACCUGUGUCUGCUUGCCCCUCCCCACGCCUGACCUCCCUUCAGCGCCAACCUUUGCUCACCCUCGCCCAUCUUUUCUCCGUUUUGCGAGCUCUUUCUCUUUGUUGAGGUCCUCCUGUCUUGGUCGGCUUGUAUUGCUUUUGGAAUGCAUCUACUUGCAGGGUUUUUCUCACGGAGAGGCUGGUCAACCCAAGCUUCCACGCAUCCGCAGACCAUCGGGGCAAUCUGGGUCGCAGAAAAUAGACAAUUUUAAACUAUUUGUAUAGCCAGCAAAAGAUCAAAUGAAACGGUGUACUGUUAAUGGUUAAAACAAGCUACACUUAGUAGAGCAUCUUUACAUUUAGUCUCUAUGUCAUGCUAAUUUCAGAUUGACUUAACCUAGAACCGGUGUGGCCCAUAUAAACAUAUAGAAUCCAUUACUAUGCUAGAGAGGUACAAACAAAUUUGCUACGAAGUUGAUCGAUUGAGUAACAUCAAAACUGUAUGGUAGUUGAAAGCUAUCUACUUUCAAUAGUAAGUAUAUUUCAAGUAAAUAUGUGCUCAUUAGAAUUAUGUCUCAGAAGUAACAAACAGUGUGAGAUAUUUUACCCUCUGUUAUUGAACUGGCUAGAAUUGGAAAUGUUGGUAGAUCUUUCAUCUAGGAGUUAAGGUAAAGAAUUUCACAGAUUGAGCUGUUUUGGUGAAGCUAACCAUGCUUACUGAUUACAUAAGUUUCUAAAAGUCUUAAAUAUCUCAACUACAUUGGAAUUUUAUAAUUAAUGUUUUACAGCAACUGCUGUCUCAAACUUGUAAUCCUAAAUAGCUAAUGAUUGUUAAUGAUAAAUUUUAAGGGAAACAGAAUUGGCUCAAGUCAAUAUCCACAGAUCAAAGUCUUACAAAACCAAAGAUUGGAAGUCAGUUCCAAAAUACUUUAAUGGUUCAUCUCCAAUAGUUUUUUGGGGGGGGUUUGGUUGUGGGUGGUAAGAAAAUAUUAAGUCUAAACUGAUUGGCUAAUUUCUCUGACACCUGCAUUGUUACAGUUUUUCUAAAGAAGAAACAAACAAAAGCUUACCUUUCGGAGCAUUUGGAAAUUGUGCAAAACUGAAAUUUUUCUCGUCAGCGUGCCAUAUCUUUGAAGGACUAUUUCUAAAGGGAACAUUUGUUUUUGAAAAUUGUUGCAGUUGCUUUGGGAAAGAACUUAGCCUAGCACUGCUUUAGUCAUGCUCAUGAUAAACAGCAGCUGUUUGAGUGUCUCCAGUUAUUUCAUUGUCUACUUCAGGGGUCACCAACUCCAGUCCUCGAGGGCUACCGUCCUGCAACUUUUAGAUGCGUCUCUGCUCAAACACACCUGGA